This is a messenger RNA of Phyllostomus hastatus (greater spear-nosed bat), 1343 nucleotides long. It is a transcript of the gene NAA20, whose product is annotated as N-alpha-acetyltransferase 20, NatB catalytic subunit. Gene Ontology annotation, molecular function: protein-N-terminal amino-acid acetyltransferase activity. Gene Ontology annotation, cellular component: NatB complex. Bases 431 to 922 code for a protein of 163 amino acids. NCBI's taxonomy places the organism in Eukaryota, Metazoa, Chordata, Mammalia, Chiroptera, Phyllostomidae. Gene Ontology annotation, biological process: N-terminal peptidyl-methionine acetylation. The record is from RefSeq and is a predicted model, not a curated record. The transcript has 8 exons.
CGAGAGCCUCCGCGACCUCUCUCUGGGUGACUUCCGGAGGAGCAGUGGAAACCGCGGCGAUCAGAUUUGGGGGCGGCAGCGUAAUGACCACCCUUCGGGCUUUCACGUGCGACGACCUGUUCCGCUUCAACAACAUGUGUUAGUUGGAGCCUUGCCGUGGAGUGGGCCAAACCAGGAGUCUAUUCCAAGGAGAUUGGCACUAGACCGGUGGUUCUUAAAGAGUGGUCCCUGACCAUUGGAGAACAUUUUGGAAAUGCAAAUUCUCAGCUGUUUGAGAACCAUUGCUCUGAAGCCCUACUCUUCUACAAAGAACUGUGUGGAAUAGAAGGAGAUCAGAGAAGGUAUGCCAGGCAGAAAACAGCUGUCAAGAAGAAAAUAGAAGUCAAGAAGGGGGGUGGCCUGUUGGACAGUUGAGGCAACAAGAGAGAACAUGUUAGAUAACCUGGAUCCACUUACAGAAACUUAUGGGAUUCCAUUUUACUUACAGUACCUUGCCCAUUGGCCAGAGUAUUUCAUCGUUGCAGAGGCACCUGGUGGAGAGUUAAUGGGUUAUAUUAUGGGUAAAGCAGAAGGCUCAGUUGCUAGGGAAGAAUGGCAUGGACAUGUCACAGCUCUGUCUGUUGCUCCAGAAUUUCGACGCCUUGGUUUGGCUGCUAAACUUAUGGAGUUACUAGAAGAGAUUUCAGAAAGAAAAGGUGGAUUUUUUGUUGACCUCUUUGUAAGAGUAUCUAACCAAGUUGCAGUCAACAUGUACAAGCAGUUGGGCUACAGUGUAUACAGGACGGUCAUAGAGUACUACUCAGCCAGCAACGGGGAGCCGGACGAGGACGCUUAUGAUAUGAGGAAAGCACUUUCCAGGGACACUGAGAAGAAAUCCAUCAUACCACUACCUCAUCCUGUGAGGCCAGAAGACAUUGAAUAACCCUGGGCAGUGGUUCUUAGGCUGAUAUUCCAGAUAUUUUACGGACAAUAUUAUUCCCACUGGAUAAUCUUAGAGCUCUGUUAGAGAAAAAUAUUCACUUAGGUCUUAACGAUUUGAAGAAAAUAUUCUAAAUCUCAUUGUUUUCAGUUAGCAAUAUCAUACCUACUAAAGCUGUCCACUGUGAUAAAAUUCAGUCAGAAAGGCAGCUAAGUCAGAAGGAAACAGUCUACUAUCAUGGUUCAUAAGACGCUAGGGAAAAAAAAACUUCCUCCAGUCUCCUAAAUUCUGUGCCUGAGAAUCACUGCUGCGCGCAUAUAUAUAUAAUUUUAUUUUGUACUGACUUGUUGAGUGAAGCUUUAAAAAGCAUAUAUGAAAUGCUAAAUUUAAGAUGUAUAAUAAAAUGCACUAUUGAUGCUGUAAA